This is a messenger RNA of Staurois parvus, 257 nucleotides long. The record is from the annotation of a GenBank genome assembly. NCBI's taxonomy places the organism in Eukaryota, Metazoa, Chordata, Amphibia, Anura, Ranidae.
AUUGCUUGGGAUGGGUACAGGGGCGGACUAACCAUUUGGAAAACUCGGGCACUGCCUGAGGGCCCGGGGUCAGUAGGGGGCCCCAUGAGAUGCCCCUGGUACCUUUUUCAUAGGCUUUUUUGAGUUUGGGCAAGGACACAGGGGCCCCAUGAUCCCCUAUUGCCCGGGGCCCCAUGAGUUGUCAGUCCGCCCCUGGAUGGUCCGCCCCUGAUCUCAUUUAUAUAUACCGGUAGUACAUUUAUAGUACAGCUAUCAAU